AUGAUCCCCGUGUCGUUGACCUCUACACAAAAGAUGUUGCAGCAAGAGGCUGACAUACCUCUGCGGCGGCGCGCUUGUGCCGGCCCUAAAGUUGACCAGUCGCGUGUCUUCGGACUACGAUUUGUUGUUUUCAACUUGUUUACAAUUCAAAAAUCAUCAGCCAUGCGGAGACGAGGAAAUAAGUCUCACAAGGUGCCCAAUGUCAAGCUUCGCCCUGCAGAGAAGGGCUCGAUGUCGCGACCCGGAGAAGAGGAUGUAAGUACCUGUUGGGCACAGGAUACGCAGUUCGGGAGCGACGACACGACAUUUCACGACCCCUGCCCUCGUCCAUUCAAGGGGAUAGUCAUAUGUGCGACGGGAGUUGAGGACAAGCCCACCUUGUUCAAACAGGCUGUAGAACUCGGAGCAAUCGCCACACCUGCAUUUACGGAUCGUGUAACGCACCUGGUAGCGGAAGGUCAUGGUGGGGCGAAGUAUACGUGUGCCUUGGAGCGCAAGAUACCAAUCCUGCAACCCUCGUGGAUCACUGAGAAUCAUCUAAUAUGGCUGAGGGGCGACGAUGUGGAUGUGGUGAAGAGUAUGGAACAACAUCGCCUUCCUGUCUUAGGCGGACUAGUCAUCUGCACCUCUGGAAUCACGGACAUCCUCAGACGAACGCAAAUCAGCAAACUCGUCGUCGCACAUGAAGGUCAAUACGUGUCAGCCCUGGAGCGUCCAGUCAAAGUUACGCAUCUUCUGUGUUCGGGUGACGAGGAGACAGACAAGAUGCGAUAUGCGGAGAAGUUCAACGGUAGAGGAGAGGCGAAGAUUCAUCUGGUUUGGGAAGAGUGGUUCUGGGACUCGAUAGAGUUUGGGGGAAGGUUUGACGAGGCGACGUAUCAGGUCCGGCGCCCACGUCCUGAGCGUAAAACACUGCCUGAAGUCCACACAUCACCACCACCUUCAUCUGACGUCGCCUCACAUGACGAAACAUUGUCUUCAGGACCUUCGAAACCUCUUCCACGUGUACCGAAGAACACAACCGAAGAGCAGGAAGAGGAACCAGCCUUCAUGAACGUCCUUCCAGCCGUCACACUACAACUAUGGGGCGGGCUUCUCGAGCGGCGCGGGUACCAAGUUACAGACGGAGAAGUCAUCCUCAGUCCGUCCAAGGCGAAGGAAGAUGCAGAACGACGAAAGCUGCAGCCCCAUCCGCCCAGUUCACCGGUACGGCCACAACUUGGCCUAGGUGACAGUGUCAUCUCGUCGUUUCGACGAGCAAAUUCUUUUGCUCCUGCAACAACGAAGGAACCAGGAGCUUCGCGGAAUCUUCCUUUCAGACGAGCGAACACCUCCGCCACCGCUCUCGGUGGCAACGCAAAGGCUGGUCCCUCGAAGACGGCCACGCCACCUCCACAAGCGGGCGAGUCCUCAACAACAACGGCGAAGAAGAUCUUCGAGGGUAUGGUCUUCCGGGCCUUGGGCGAGGCGAAGAGCCCCAGUGUCCGAGGGGCCAUCGAGGACCUCGGAGGACGGAUGACGAACGACCCAGACGAGAACGUCGACUUCAUCGUCGUCCGGAUCGUAAGCGGUAGCAAGCUCUACCGUGAGGAAGAGGACGAGAACCUCAGAUGUAAGUACCGCACGGAGUGCUGGUUGGAGCAUUGCAUAUAUGAAGAGCGGGUGUGCGCCUCGGAUGAGAACGUUGCUUUCGUGCCGCUUUCGAUACCGGUUCCUAUUGCUGGUGCGGAGAGGGUCGUCAUGUCGAUUUCAGGGUUCGACCAGUCUGAGUCAUGUAGUCUGAAGAGGCUCUUACGUGCUCUUGGAAUCACACAGGCUGCGACCUUCUCUCGUCGGUCAACGCAUCUCCUCUGUCCAUCAGGCAAAGGUCUCAAGUUCGACAAGGCUCGAGAAUGGAACAUACCCGUCAUCAACAACGACUGGCUCGCCGCCUUGGCCUCGUCUGGUGCUAUUCCCCCAGUUGACGAAUUUCUGAUCAAGGGCCCUACGGACGAGAUGGACGUCGAUCAAAAGGACGUGAAAGGCAAGGGUAAAGCCGUGGAUAAGGGCAAGGGCAAGGCAAAGGCUGUCGACGCCAUGGACGUUGAACCCAGGAUGAACGAUAUCACAAACAAUGCUCCUACCGAUAUUCGCCCCGAAAACCCCCCACUGAAACCAGCCAGGAGCCUAGAACGACAGCCUACGACCAUCAUCCGCAACUCGGAGCCUCCAGAGCAGCCCAUGUUCGGGUUACCGACAGGGUUAGGAGGCUCUUCGUUCUACGUACCUCCAUCCUCGCUACUGACGCCACAGCGCUCGCUGGCAAGCCCUCCGCAAUACCGACCUGACCCGAAUGAGCCCGAGACAAACGACUGGCUCAGAGAAGUAGCUGGUUCAGCUACCCAACCGAGCAACCCCGACCCAAAUCCGAACUCCAACGGCCAAAGGCGGACAGCGACGAUACCCAACUUGAACGAAGAGCCCGUUGGGACAGAUCCAGGUCGGAUACCCUCCUCCAAAUCGCCUUCGCCGAUGAAGGCCCCGGCAUCGCUCCGGCACAGUGGGAGCAGCAGGCUGUCGUUGUCGCCUGUGAAGAUCGACCACGAGGCGACGAAGGCUCUGCAGGAGAGCAUUACUUCACUGUUGGGCAAGCGGCCUUCGCCUGAUGGUGAUGAAUUGCCAGGACCUGCUGCUGGGAAGGGCAAGCGGGCAAGGCCGCAACGAGCCAAGGCUCAGUCACGACAAGCCUCUUCCGCGAAGAUCGGAGAGUCACCUGCUCCUCCCGCACCUGUUCCCAGAUUGCGAACAACGCGGUCUAGGACCACUGCAGCUGCCGCCGCUGCCUACCACGUCGUUGCAGAUGCGGCAUUGAACCCGUUCGCUUCGUACCCAGAAGAAAGCGUGGCCAUUCCUGGAGCCGAAACUCAGUCGCAGCAAGAGAGCAUGCGUGUGAUGUACGAGGAUCCAGGGAUGAUGGACGAGAAGAAGCGCUUGAUGAGUUUGCUGAAGAGCCAGACGGGGGAGGAGACGGCAGGGACAACGUUGAGUUCGAAUGGGUCAAGGAGGAGCGCGAGAGUGGCGGGUUGA
Cyclocybe aegerita is the source of this 3066-nucleotide messenger RNA. The record is from the annotation of a GenBank genome assembly. NCBI's taxonomy places the organism in Eukaryota, Fungi, Basidiomycota, Agaricomycetes, Agaricales, Hemipholiotaceae.